AUGGCGAAACAAACUUUUAAACCAGCUCAAUCGUUCACCAAGUCAACUCAGUAUGUCAUGUUGCUUAAAUUUCUAGUUGCCUUCUCCAUCGAAAAAUGCUCCAUCAGUAGUCUACGAAUUUGAUAGUCAACGCGGGUCCCAUCUAUCUAACUGGACUCCGUAAUCUAUUAUCUCAAAAGUCAACAUCUCCAACAUUAACAACCACACCAUUCUCCUCGUUGACUUGACCGCCUCCAUCAGAGCAAGUCUUCUCUUCCUCUCCCUCUCUCUUUCUCUGUCUCUCUCUUUCUCCUUCUUAGAGGCCAAAAGAACUCUUGCUUGUUUCAGAGAAAGCCAGGAGGAAGCAUGGGAAGAUUGGGCUAUGAACCACGGAUCAACCAUUUCAGCCACCCCCACCCCUUGGAGCUCGCAUCUCUGCAACAGUCGCUCACCCCGCCGACGUGCGCCGGCUGUACCUUUCGUGCCUCCGGCUGGGCUUACUCGUGCAAGGCCUGCAACUACACCCUCCACAUCUCCUGCGCCGAGAUGCCGCAGCGCAUCCGCCACCCGGCGCACCCCCAACACAGUCUCACCCUCCUCACCGUCCCCGCCUACAAAGAGGGCUCCUUCAACUGUGACGCGUGCGGCCACGACGGCGCCGGCUUCUCGUACCACUGCGAACCAUGCGGCGUCGACCUGCACAGCUUGUGCGCCUCCAUGCCGCUCUCCGUCAGCCAUGGCGCCCACGAGCACCCCCUCAGCCUCGUCUUCUCCGUUCCUUACGAGAAUAAUGGGUUCUCGUGUGACCUGUGCGGGGGGAUGGGCUCGAACCACUGGCUCUACCGUUGCGCCAUGUGCGAGUUUGAUGCCCACAUUGGGUGUGCGACGGCGAAUAUGUUGCAGGCUGAGCCAAGCCCGCCGCCAACGCUGCCGCGGCGACACACGGUGCCACGACCGCGAACACUGCAGCAGCAGACCCCGUACUCGGUGGGAGUGGGCAUGGGCAUGGGGGUGAGCAACGGAGUUUGGCAAGGUGGUGUUCCGGUGGGCUACCCGCGGAUGCCGGGAAUGAACCAUGCAGGGAGAGGAAGGGGUAGCGGUGGUCUGAUAACCCAGGUGGUCCGAGGGUUCGUCACCAGCGCGGCGCAGCAGAUAGGGCAGAGCUUGAUGCAAAAUAUAUUCGAGGGCGGAGGCGGCGAUGGAGGUUCGGCAAUGGACGUAGGAUCUGGAGUCGAUGGCUCGGAUGAGUAA
Molecule: messenger RNA, 1230 nt
Organism: Musa acuminata subsp. malaccensis (wild Malaysian banana)
Lineage: Eukaryota; Viridiplantae; Streptophyta; Magnoliopsida; Zingiberales; Musaceae
Product: protein VACUOLELESS GAMETOPHYTES-like
Source: RefSeq, a predicted model, not a curated record